This is a messenger RNA of Cornus florida, 1005 nucleotides long. RefSeq lists its product as uncharacterized. The transcript is spliced from 4 exons. The record is from RefSeq and is a predicted model, not a curated record. The coding region runs from base 1 to 1005 and encodes 334 amino acids. Lineage: Eukaryota; Viridiplantae; Streptophyta; Magnoliopsida; Cornales; Cornaceae.
AUGUCUUGUGCAAGAUCCAUAGCAAGUGCAGCAAAUAGACGACAAAUUCUUGAUUCAGUUCUUAUUGCUGGCGAAUGUGUGGACUCCAUAUUGCAGAGUGGUAUUCCUGGAGUUUUAUGCAAACUUGAUAUUGAGAAAGCAUAUGAUCAUGUGAAUUGGAAUUUCCUACUCUAUUUGUUACAAAGAAUGGGGUUUGGAAGUAAAUGGAGGAAGCGGAUUGAGACCUGUCUUUCGUCUGUCAAGUUUUCAGUUCUUGUGAAUGGUUCUCCCGCUGGUUUUUUCGGUUGCUCUCGAGGUAUAAGACAAGGAGAUCCUUUGUCAUCUUUCCUUUUUCUUGUUCUUAUGGAGGGGUUAGGUAGACUAAUGCGCAGGGCAGAGGACCUUGGUUUUAUAAAGGGAUUCAGGGCAGUUUCCAGGCUAAAGGUCAAUGUGGCUAAGAGUGUGCGUGUCCCAGUAGGGAAUGUUCAGAAUAUUUCCUCUUUAGCUGCAGUCCUUGGUUGCAGGGUGAGCUCAUUCCCUAUUCCUUAUUUGGGCUUGCCCCUAGGGGUCUCUUCAAGGUUAGUGGGGAGUUGGGAUUCCGUGAUUGACAGGUAUGCGACGAGAUUGGCAGGAUGGAAGAAGCAAUACUUGUCAAAAGGGGGAAAAGUUACUCUUAUCAAAAAUAGGAUUGAAAAAAUUCAAAGGGAUUUCCUUUGGGAAGGAAAGGGCGAUGAGUUCAAGUACCACCUUGUCAGAUGGGAGGAAGUUUGUAAGCCUGUGAAAUUGGGUAGACUUGGAAUAAGACGUUUAGUUCCUUUCAAUCAAGCUCUCUUGGGUAAAUGGUUAUGGAGAUAUGGGAGGGAAAGACAUCGUCCAUGGCGCAGGUUAGUUUCUUGUCGGUUUGGGGAAGAGGCUGGAGGUUGGUCUACACGUCCGGUUACCCUGGUGGGAGGAGUAGGGAUGUGGAAGGCUAUUCGGAAGGGAUGGGAUGUUUUUUUUGGCUCACAUCAGAUUCAAACUCCGUGA